This is a messenger RNA of Bactrocera oleae (olive fruit fly), 1031 nucleotides long. RefSeq names its product mitochondrial ribosomal protein L32 (gene mRpL32). The record is from RefSeq and is a predicted model, not a curated record. Gene Ontology annotation, molecular function: structural constituent of ribosome. Gene Ontology annotation, cellular component: mitochondrial large ribosomal subunit. Gene Ontology annotation, biological process: translation. Lineage: Eukaryota; Metazoa; Arthropoda; Insecta; Diptera; Tephritidae.
CAUAAAUUUAAUUAAUAACGUUAUUGUCUGUGUAAGUUGUUAAAAACCGUUUUUAACUCAAAAAUGCACAUAAUAGAAGUUGUUAGCGAAUUAUUCAUAACUUUGCUCGAUUUCUACUUGGUCAUUACUGUCAAAUCGCAGCAUGCAAAAAAAUACAAAACAGCUGAUUGUGCUGUCACUCAAUUAUUCAUUUACUGCUUGAAUUUCUUUGAAAUUUUUUGUAUCUUUUCUUAAAAUAAAAAUUAACAAUAAAAAUGUCGCGAAAUAUCUAUCAAAGUCUAAAUUCGUUCCUGAAUCGUCUUGAAAGGUUUAUUUUUUUCGGACACCGGGGUCAACCACCAAUGGAAUUAGCUUUGGCCGGCAUGCCUAGUGUUGGGUUGAAUGCACCAGAUAUUAGGAAAUCUGAUAGAUUUAGCCUAAAAAAUCUGUUAGGUGACGGCAUUUUGUGGGCUGUGCCGAAGCAUCGUCGUACCAUUGAAAAACGCCUAAAUCGAAAAUUUGGUUUGCCUGGAUAUAAUUGGAAGCCAUUGGUUGCUAAAACCAACUUGCGCUCCUGUAAUCAAUGUGGUCAUGAUCACGAAUUGGGUGUACUAUGUCCUCACUGUUACAAAAAAGUGGAGCAGGAAACUCGUUUAAUGCAAGAAAAAAUUGAGCAAAAGUUGGGACUGGAGCCAAUUGAACAUGAAGUCGUGGUCCUGUAUCAAGGGGAACAAAUCGAGAAAGUUGAAAAUGGAAGCAACGAACGAAAAGUGCGCGUAGUGGAAAUGGAGAAACCACGUCCUGUUUGGUUUAGCAAAAAUCUAAUGCAGAAGACUACAGCGCAGCCGGCAGAUACAAAGGAAGUUAAGCCCUCGAAUUUGGGCUGAAUUGCGCACAUUUUUAUAAUAAACAAAAAUAUUAUACUCUGUAGCAACAUGUUGCGAGAGUUUAAAAAUAAAAAUAAAAAUAAAACCUAUUAUCGUCAAAAUUGUUAAAGUAAUAAAUAUUUGUACAUCCGUCAAAUGAACUUUAUUUACUUGUGAACGAAUGUA